This is a messenger RNA of Alosa alosa (allis shad), 4161 nucleotides long. RefSeq names its product p21 protein (Cdc42/Rac)-activated kinase 2b (gene pak2b). The transcript has 14 exons. The record is from RefSeq and is a predicted model, not a curated record. Gene Ontology annotation, cellular component: cytoplasm. Gene Ontology annotation, molecular function: protein serine/threonine kinase activity; ATP binding. Gene Ontology annotation, biological process: intracellular signal transduction; regulation of axonogenesis; protein phosphorylation. Bases 1247 to 3085 code for a protein of 612 amino acids. NCBI's taxonomy places the organism in Eukaryota, Metazoa, Chordata, Actinopteri, Clupeiformes, Clupeidae.
UAGUUGUGUGUUUACAUUUCAGUGGCUUCACGUAAACCGUAACUGUUUUUAUAUUGGAGCUUUCUGAGCCUGGUCAGUUAGCGAGCUUUGAAGCUUAUGUUAAGUUUAGAGAAAGUUUAGCCAGCAAGAUAGCUAGCUUGCUAGGUAGGUGUUUAGCCAGAGUUAGCGGUACAAUGGACAGGUUUUUUCCUUUCCUCCCUUGAGCUGACAACGUUUAUGAACCAAGUGUGGAAGAGCAUUCACCGCACCUUAUGCAUCUGAGUAAUUUAAGUUAGCACUAAGUAGUCAGCCUAUCUUUCGAUUCUGCAUAUUUUCUUGUUCAGCUGGUUGUGGCUUGCUACGUAUGCUAUACAUGAUAAAUGAGAUCAUCGAAUUUGCUCAGCUAGUAGCAAAGUUUCCCCUAGCUAGCUAGCAUAAAUAUAUAGACUUGGCAAACACCAGUGUUUAGGAUACUUUAACGUUAACUUAAGGUGGAUACAAAUUGGAGUUAGUCUUUUUGGAGAAGUUGUGCAACUUGACUUUAGGUUGCUAAACUUACUAUAAGGUAUCAUGAUAGCAAGGUAGCGAAUAGCCUUAACACAUUGAAUGAGGAAUUUGAAUUGUUUGAGCGCCGGUCUGUAACAACUCGGCGCUUUAAUGCAAACAUUGUCUCAUUUAAAAUCGAAUAUGGAAAACAUCUUCAAGGCAAUGACUGAACAAGUUUGAACUAAGAUACCUUGUAAGCGCACGUAUGCUUGUGCUAGGUAUAACGUUCUAAGACAAAUUGGUUGUGUGCUCGCUCCUGCUGUAAACAGCUUGCUGGCAACGUUAACGUUAUUCCCACAGUUGAGGACUUUUCUUUACACAUUACAUUGGCAAUUUCGCUUUGGCUUGAGCUAGCUAGAUGACGUUCCAAGACAAAUUGGAUGUGCUCGCUCUUGAUGUAAACACAGCUUGCUAGCAACGUUACUCCCACCAUUUUCUUUAUUCAUUGCCUUUGGCAAUUUGAGUUGUUUUCUUUCCAGAGGAUGGGAAGUGGAUAGCACAGCUCAUUUGUUGUAUGGUUGUGAGUGCAGUAACUCACCUGUAACGUCUUGUUAUUUUCCCUACAGUACUUGCAUUAGGUAUGGUGACAGAGAAUUAUGUGUAGUAAUAACUAGAUGUUCUGUGUGGAGAUAUUUUGUGUUGUGUGCUUCAUUUCUAGGCAUAACUAUUUAAAUGUGUAGAAUUCAUGUAAAAGGUAUGGUGCAAAUAAAAAGAACAUGUUAUGCUCUCAGUCUUUCUAAAUCACAGGAUGUAUUUCUGUUUGUCUGCAGUGCCAUUCCCGAUCUUGUACUUUGAACUCUUCCUCCGUUCUUUUCACCCUCUCCUCCACCUGUCACUGCAUCUCUUGCCUCUGCACAUUUCUCACUCUUCUUCGAUUUUCCUCUCCUUUCUCCUCAUUUCCUCGUUUUCUGUCUCUCUUGUUCUCUGUCUCUUCACUCACUCGCUCUCUGUGGUCAUGUGUGACAACGGGGAUCACGAGGAUAAACCCCCCGCCCCUCCAGUGAGGAUGAGUAGCACCAGUUUUGGCAGCAGCGGGAAAGACCACACACUCUCAGCCAAUCACAGCUCCAAGCCCCUGCCCUCUGUGCCAGAGGAGAGGAAACGCAACAAGAUCAUCUCCAUCUUCUCCAGCGGGGAGAAAGUGGGCAGAAGAAAAGACCGAGACAAGGAGCGGCCUGAGAUUUCUCCACCGUCUGAUUUUGAACACACAAUCCAUGUCGGUUUUGAUGCAGUCACAGGAGAGUUUACAGGUAUGCCAGAGCAGUGGGCGCGGCUCCUGCAGACAUCCAAUAUCACCAAGUCUGAGCAGAAGAAGAAUCCUCAAGCUGUACUCGAUGUUCUGAAGUUCUACGAUUCUACAGGCAACGGCCGCCAGAAGUACCUCAGUUUCUCAUCAGAAAAAGAUGGUUAUCCCCCAGGCCCACAAUCUCCUGUCAAGAAAGGCACAGAACCUUCAUCAACAAACACCAAAGACAUUGAUAACGGUGGUGAUGACGAUGAAGAUGAUGAUGAGGCACCUCCACCUAUUGUCGCACCCCGCCCUGAACACACCAAGAGUGUAUAUACGCGACCCUCCAUGAUUGAUCCCCUGCCCCCGCCUGUGACUGCUCCAGACGGGGACUCGGCCUCCAAGGCAGCUGACCGACAGAAGAAGAAGGGCAAGAUGACGGAUGAAGAGAUUAUGGACAAACUGAGAACCAUAGUUAGUAUUGGAGAUCCCAAGAAGAAGUAUACACGUUACGAAAAGAUUGGGCAAGGAGCUUCAGGAACAGUGUACACUGCAAUAGAUGUUGCAACUGGACAGGAGGUGGCCAUUAAACAGAUUAACCUCCAGAAACAGCCCAAAAAGGAGCUCAUCAUCAAUGAGAUCCUGGUGAUGAAGGAGCUGAAAAACCCGAACAUUGUCAACUUCGUAGACAGCUUUUUGGUAGGCGAGGAGCUCUUUGUAGUGAUGGAGUAUCUGGCCGGUGGAUCUCUCACAGAUGUUGUGACCGAGACGUGUAUGGAUGAGGCUCAGAUUGCAGCUGUUUGUCGAGAGUGUUUACAAGCAUUGGAGUUCCUGCAUGCCAACCAGGUCAUCCAUCGAGACAUCAAAAGUGACAACGUCCUAUUGGGCAUGGACGGCUCGGUUAAACUCACCGAUUUUGGGUUCUGUGCCCAGAUUACUCCAGAGCAGAGCAAGCGCAGCACCAUGGUGGGAACCCCUUACUGGAUGGCGCCUGAGGUCGUGACCCGGAAGGCUUAUGGGCCCAAGGUGGACAUCUGGUCCCUGGGCAUCAUGGCCAUAGAGAUGGUGGAAGGCGAGCCACCGUACCUCAAUGAGAACCCACUAAGGGCACUCUAUUUAAUUGCCACAAAUGGCACCCCGGAGCUUCAGAGUCCAGAGAAGCUGUCGCCGGUUUUCCGUGACUUCCUGAGCCGUUGUCUGGAGAUGGACGUGGAGAAACGAGGAGGAGGAAAAGAGCUGUUGCAGCACCCCUUCCUGAAGCUGGCCAAGCCUCUAUCUAGCCUCACGCCACUUAUCUUAGCAGCCAAGGAUGCCAUGAAGAACAACCGCUAACCUUUCAGAUGAGCGGGUCCCUUAAUCAUCCUGAGCUGAGUGUUCCUGACGUGAUGUCAGAAGCCCCUUCUCCUUGUGCCCCCUACACUUUCUUUUGCUGACGUGCCAUCAAGCAGCCAAGCCCUUGAAGCCACGCUGUCUCCAAGACCAAAAACGUAAGCCCCAAUCUACAGGGGUUGGAACUCUGGUGGCCUUAUGGACUCUUUAUUUAGUUUUUUGUUUGUUUGUUUAUUAUUAUUUUUUGUCUUACCCAGGGGUUAUGAACUCUUCCCCGACACCAACUGAGAUGGUAUUUUCCCCCUGCAUUUUUAAACUAUACAGAAAAAACGAUGUGUUCCAUAAUAUUGAUGACUCAAUUUCAUGUGACCGAUCAAAAACAAACAAAAUCUAUCUCUUGUCGCAGGUAACUUUUUUUUUUGUUUUGUAUGAAUCAUGUCUCCAUGUUGUAUAGAUCCAUGUGUCUUUCAUUUCAAAAUAUGACGUAAAAAAGACAACAUUCAAGUGUGGGUCCAGAAACAUAUCUUGAUUUCUCCACUCCAUGCGAAGAACAUUGUGUUCGAUUUUUUUUUCCAUAAUUUCAAAAAGAAGUAGCGUUUAUGACACUCCCUUGUUGCCACGUCAGUUUUGAAUCUCACCAGCCUCCUUCAGAGGAUGGCGUGCACCUUAUUUGCCGAUGCCAACAGUAGCUUGUGAGUGGUAGGGUUGUCACUUGUGCCUUGUGUACUUGUUCCUACACAAACUAAGUAUUGUGAACCCGUACAGGAUGGAGUCCUUCUUAUGGCCGUUUCUUCAUUUGACUAGAACCUGGGAAGAUAAACUUUCAUAAGGUAAAAUUUGUUAUGUAUAUUACGAACUUCAAAAAAGGAAACGGUAGUAUACAAAUUAGGACUUUUAGACAAGCUGUCAUUUAAUAUGUAUGUUUAUAUGUAUAAACACUAUUUUUGUUUUUAAUAACUAACAUUAUAAAUAGAUCUGUUGUAAGUCUUGGUCAGGCCUGUUUUGGUGCCUUGAAUCUGACUUUAUUCCCAUGUCAAAAAUUGUAACUGUGAAAAUAAAAAAUAGUGUUUCUUGUCAAA